AUGGUGGAAAAUAUGGAAAUCGAUAAUCAACAACAUCAUAUAAGUGAAACGUGGACAGAAAAAUAUCGCCCAAAAACUCUACAAGAUGUUGCACAUCAAGAGGAAGUCGUUACAAUGCUUCAGGGAGCAUUAAAAGGGAAAGACCUUCCACAUUUAUUGUUCUAUGGGCCACCAGGAACAGGUAAAACAUCAGCUGCGUUGGCGUUUUGUCACGAACUCUAUCCAAAGAGCAUUUUCAAAGAUCGCGUGUUGGAAUUGAAUGCGUCCGAUGAACGAGGAAUUGCUGUUGUUCGUCAAAAAAUAGUAAUUCUUGAUGAAGUUGACGCUAUGACAAGAGAUGCUCAAUCUGCUAUGCGUCGAGUUAUAGAAGAUUGCUCCAAAACGACGAGAUUCAUUCUUAUUUGCAAUUAUGUGUCUCGAUUGAUUGCUCCAAUCGUUUCUAGAUGCGCCAAGUUCCGUUUCAAGCCUUUGCCAGCAGAAAUUCAAGUUGGACGCCUUCGUACAAUUUGCGAAUCAGAAGGUUCACCAAUGAGCGAUGAAGACUUGAAAACGGUGAUGCAAUCAUCGGAAGGCGACCUUCGACGAGCCGUUUGUAUGCUUCAAUCAUUAGCGCCAAUUCUGCGCAAUGGAGAUGCCAAAUCUAAAGAAUGUUAUCUCCGUCCAACAUUUGAUCAUAAGAUAAUCAACGAGAUCGUAACGACGUUACCUUCGGCCAAAGUUUCCGAGGUCAUCGCAAUGGUGCGCCGCGUAUCGAAAUCUUGCAGCGGGGUCUCGUUUUUGCGAAAGGUGUUCGAUGAAUUCCUCAAGGACGAUCUUAUCAACAAUAAUAAUAUUGUAGUGAUGGGAAGAUUGGUCGCGACUUGCGAGAAACGAAUUCUCGACGGCUGCGACCUUCAGAACAAUCUGCUCGACUUCCUGCUCACAUUACGCUCAACACUGGUCGACUAG
Messenger RNA from Caenorhabditis bovis, 948 nucleotides. The record is from the annotation of a GenBank genome assembly. NCBI's taxonomy places the organism in Eukaryota, Metazoa, Nematoda, Chromadorea, Rhabditida, Rhabditidae.